This is a messenger RNA of Bactrocera tryoni, 549 nucleotides long. RefSeq lists its product as uncharacterized. NCBI's taxonomy places the organism in Eukaryota, Metazoa, Arthropoda, Insecta, Diptera, Tephritidae. The coding region runs from base 1 to 549 and encodes 182 amino acids. The record is from RefSeq and is a predicted model, not a curated record. The transcript is spliced from 4 exons.
AUGUUAAAAGAGCUGCGGGAAAAGUGGUCCGAGUUCGCGGGUAAUAUUAAUGAUAUUUCACAGAUACAAAUCCCACGAUGGAUAAAUUAUGCCCGAGAGCAUAAAGUCGAACUACAUGCCUUCUGUGAUGCCUCUGAAAAGGCGUAUUGCGCCACCAUCUAUGUGCGCACACAAUCCGACACAGCGACCACCAGUCACCAACUAGUAGCCAAGGCUAAGGUGGCAUCGCUAAAAACAAAAAGUCUGCCACGACUGGAACUAUGUGGUGCGCUACUGGUAGCCAAACUCGUAUCCAUGGUGCAAACGCAUCUAAAUAUGGCGAAAUACAGAUUAUAUUUAUGGUCCGACUCCGAGAUAGUUCUAGCCUGGUUAGAAAAACCACCACAUGCGUGGAAAAAUUAUAUUUCUAACAGAGCGUCUCAAAUGCUCGACCUAGUAGGAUCAGCCACUUGGCGACACAAAGUCGAAAAAUCGACACUUAUCAUACAACACUGGAUGAUACCGACAUCCUUGAACAAUUUUCAUCGUUCCCCCGAGCCCUCCGAGUAG